Molecule: messenger RNA, 513 nt
Organism: Rangifer tarandus platyrhynchus (Svalbard reindeer)
Lineage: Eukaryota; Metazoa; Chordata; Mammalia; Artiodactyla; Cervidae
Source: the annotation of a GenBank genome assembly
AUGUCUUUCACUGUCUCCCAGAGGUUGCUCAUAUUUAUGUCCAUUGAGUUGGUGAUGCUAUCUAACCAUCUCAUCCUCUGCCACCUCCUUCUCCUUUUGUAUUCACUCUUUCCCAGCAUCAGGGUCUUUUCCAAUGAGUCGGCUCUUUCCAUCAGGUGGCCAGAGUAUUGGGGCUUCAGCUUCAGUUUCAGCAGUAGUCCUUCUGAUGAAUAUUCAGGGUUGAUUUCCUUUAGGAUUGACUGGUAUCAUCUCCUUGCAGUCCAGCACCACAGUUCAAAAGCCUCGAUUCUUUGGCACUCAGCCUUCUUUAUGGUCCAACUCUCACAUCCAUACAUGACUAUGGGAAAAACCAUAGCUUUGACUCUAUGGACCUUUGUCAGUAAAAUGAUUUCUCAGUACUGCAUGAUAUCAAAACUCAAAAAAUACCCCCCUUCCCAAAUUAUCAAAGAGAGGCCAUUUCUACUUAGUAGGGAAAAAAACAUUCAUAGUGGCUCUGAAAGAACAUUUCCAUGA